Messenger RNA from Talpa occidentalis (Iberian mole), 4822 nucleotides. RefSeq names its product phosphodiesterase 1C (gene PDE1C). The record is from RefSeq and is a predicted model, not a curated record. Gene Ontology annotation, molecular function: 3',5'-cyclic-nucleotide phosphodiesterase activity. The coding region runs from base 489 to 2618 and encodes 709 amino acids. Lineage: Eukaryota; Metazoa; Chordata; Mammalia; Eulipotyphla; Talpidae. Gene Ontology annotation, biological process: signal transduction. The transcript has 18 exons.
CAUCCCGCCCCGGCCAACUUCCCCCUCUGCGCAUCCCGGCUCACCUCUCUCCCCUUUUCAGUUUCUCCCCCUUCGUUUUCUCUCCUUCCACCUCGGUCCCCUCGCCUCCAAAUCCUUCAGCAGUCACACCGAUCGCUUCUGUGGCUUUGUUUAAAAAGAAAGAAGAGGAAGAAGAACAAAAAAAGAAGACGAAUUCAGAUAGGUCUGAGGUGCCUUCUUGAGCAGGAGCACAAUCCAUAUCCCUGGGCAUUAGCCCGGGACCAUGUCUGGUUUCAGCAGCUGCCUCCCAGGGUCACCUGGGCCUGGUGUCACCCUUCGUCUGAGCCAGCUUUAAGUCCGGAUUGUGGGGGCGCAGAAGGGGGAGCGCACUGAGAAAGUGACAAACACGCGCAGAGCCUGCCUGGGGCUCCAGGGCCCUGCUGAGUGUGGAGGCGGGGAGGGGACAGCCCAAACUCUCUCAGUCUCACUCCCAGUGAUAACCUGCAGCUAUGGAGUCCCCAACCAAGGAGAUUGAAGAAUUUGAGAGCAACUCUCUGAAAUACCUGCAACCUGAACAGAUCGAGAAAAUUUGGCUUCGCCUCCGAGGACUGAGAAAAUAUAAGAAAACAUCCCAGAGGUUACGGUCUUUGGUCAAACAAUUAGAGAGAGGGGAGGCUUCGGUGGUAGAUCUUAAGAAGAAUCUGGAAUAUGCAGCUACAGUGCUUGAAUCUGUGUACAUCGACGAAACCAGGCGACUCCUGGAUACAGAGGAUGAGCUCAGUGACAUCCAGUCGGAUGCGGUGCCUUCUGAGGUUCGAGACUGGCUGGCUUCCACCUUCACCCGACAGAUGGGGAUGAUGCUCAGAAGGAGUGAAGAGAAACCACGAUUCAAGAGCAUCGUCCAUGCAGUACAGGCUGGGAUCUUUGUGGAAAGAAUGUACAGACGAACAUCAAACAUGGUUGGACUGAGCUACCCACCAGCAGUUAUUGAAGCUUUAAAGGAUGUGGACAAGUGGUCUUUUGAUGUCUUUUCCCUCAAUGAAGCCAGUGGGGAUCACGCAUUGAAAUUCAUUUUCUAUGAGUUACUCACACGCUAUGAUCUGAUCAGCCGUUUCAAGAUCCCCAUUUCUGCACUCGUCUCAUUUGUGGAAGCCUUGGAAGUGGGAUACAGCAAACAUAAAAAUCCUUACCACAAUUUAAUGCAUGCUGCUGAUGUGACACAGACUGUGCAUUACCUUCUCUAUAAGACAGGAGUGGCGAACUGGCUGACGGAGCUGGAGAUCUUUGCUAUAAUCUUCUCAGCUGCCAUCCAUGACUAUGAACACACCGGAACCACCAACAAUUUCCACAUUCAGACCCGGUCUGAUCCAGCUAUUCUGUACAACGAUAGGUCUGUAUUAGAAAAUCACCACUUAAGUGCAGCUUAUCGCCUUCUGCAAGAAGAUGAGGAAAUGAAUAUUUUGAUCAACCUCUCAAAGGAUGACUGGAGGGAAUUUCGGACUUUGGUAAUUGAGAUGGUGAUGGCCACGGAUAUGUCCUGUCAUUUCCAACAAAUCAAAGCAAUGAAGACUGCCCUGCAGCAGCCAGAAGCGAUUGAAAAACCAAAAGCCUUAUCUCUGAUGCUGCACACGGCAGAUAUUAGCCAUCCAGCAAAAGCAUGGGAUCUCCAUCAUCGCUGGACAAUGUCUCUCCUGGAGGAGUUCUUCAGACAGGGUGACAGAGAAGCAGAACUGGGGCUGCCUUUUUCUCCUCUGUGUGACCGAAAGUCAACCAUGGUUGCUCAGUCCCAAGUAGGUUUCAUUGAUUUCAUUGUGGAACCCACCUUCACUGUGCUCACAGACAUGACCGAGAAGAUUGUGAGUCCCCUAAUCGAUGAGCCCUCUCAAACGGGUGGCACUGGACAGAGGCGUUCAAGUCUGAACAGCAUCAGUUCGGCAGAUGCCAAGCGAUCAGGUGUCAAGAGCGCUGGCUCAGAAGGAAGUGCCCCGGUCAACAACAACGUGAUCCCCGUUGACUAUAAGAGCUUUAAAACCACUUGGACGGAGGUGGUGCACAUCAAUCGGGAGCGAUGGAGGGCCAAGGUCCCCAAAGAGGAGAAAGCCAAGAAGGAAGCAGAGGAAAAGGCUCGCUUGGCUGCAGAGGAGAAGCAGAAGGAAAUGGAAGCCAAAGGCCAGGCUGAAGAAGGAGCAUCUGGCAAUGCUGAGAAAAAGACGUCUGAGGAAGCUAAGAACCAAGUCAAUGGAACGCGCACCAACAAAAACCACAACCCUCGUGGGAAGAAUUCCAAAGCUGAGAAGUCGUCAGGAGAAAAGCAACAGAAUGGUGACUUGAAAGAUGGUAAAAAUAAGACUGACAAGAAGGAUCAAUCCAAUGUCGGAAAUGAUUCAAAGAAAACAGAUGGCACUAAGAAGCGUUCUCAUGGCUCCCCAGCCCCAAGCACUAGCUCCACAAGUCGCCUGACCUUGCCAGUCAUCAAGCCUCCUCUGCGUCACUUUAAACGCCCUGCUUACGCAUCUAGCUCCUAUGCACCUUCGAUCCCAAAGAAAACUGAUGAGCAUCCUGCGAGGUACAAGAUGCUGGAUCAGAGGAUCAAAAUGAAAAAGAUUCAGAACAUCUCACAUAACUGGAACAGAAAAUAGGUCCGGGGCAAUAGUGGGAGUGAUGGCGAGGCCCACCUACCCACCCACCUCUCAGCACUCACCAGCCACUGUGGGCAACGCCCCCAAGACCCUGGAAGCUUUAGGGGCUGGCACUGUCAUGGUGACUCCAAGAGGACAAGUGAAGGCCACGUGUGAUUUCCCCUUUGUCAUGUUACACACUUUUUAGUUGCUGGACUUGUGGUCAACGUAAACUCCAGCAGCAAAAUCACUUAGAGGGUAGUCCCAUGAGGCUUUUCUUGGUAUGAAUUUUUUAAAAUCUAAAUUGGACUAAAAUUAGAAUAAUGCUACCUGUUCAGAAAAAGUAAAAAUACCUCCAGUGACAGUUUUUUCAUCUUUGGAAGUUGACUUGCCCCAAUAAAAAUAUUGGUCCGGUGAUCAUCAUACUUAAGUAUUUAAGAAAUAAACUUCAAAAACGUCUUUUCCAAUUUUAAAUCUAGUAGUUAAAAUUCAAGUAAAUGUGUAACUUUUGAAGUAAGCCCAUUCAAAACAAUAGUUGUCCUUAUGAAUAUUGCAGUCGUAGAGGGAAGAGACAGAUGAAUUGUUGUGUUCAUAGAGAUUUCCAAACACAAGCUUCAUGAAGGAGAUCCAAAUUCAAAGCAAAGUCCUGGGUUUUGGUUCUCAUUGGGUGCCUCAAGCCCAAUACCCUUGUGAUACCUUUAAAGUUAUGGGUGAUUUCAGGAAAUGCAUUUUGACUUUACUUCUUCUAAUCCCUUACUUUCUCUCACAUUAGAAAAUGCUAAAAAUCGAGGGAUGCCCAUGCCUCAGGUAUUCCAGGUUUGAGAUUCAUGACAAGAGAUGUCCAUGAACCUAACUGGAAUUCCCUAUUUGCAGAUUUUCCUUCAUAAGGUUGGAGAUGCCUUUAAGUUAAAUUUCAGACCAUCUUCCCACAUUGCUGAGGUGGGUUGCUCUCCCAACUAUUGGGAGAAUGUAAGUUGAAAACCCAGCACUCCAUGGUGACAUUUUCAGCCCUGUGUCUCUUUCCAUAAAAUAUUUACCCUAGUGCACAGAUGCCUUUGGGAAGGGUAUACUACGGGGACUCAAUCUGAGGGAGUGGGGGGAAGCAAAUACUGUUUAAAAAUAAAAUAUUUAUUUUUACCCUAGGACUAAAAGCACAGGAAAGGUAGAAAAAAGUGCAAGGCCAGUAAAAUUCUUGUCCCUUCAGAAAUGGUCAGAUGCAGUGGAAAAACUUGAGGUUUGUCGUCAGGCCGGUCUGAUUUCCCAUCCCUGUCCCUACUUUAACUAGAUGCAGGUCCUCGGUCAAACAGCAUCAUCUUUAAAAGCUUCCGUUUGCUUAACUAGAAAGUGGAUUCAUAAUACUCACUCUGCCUAUUGUAAGACCGAUGAAGGCUAAUGUAGGUUCAGAUCGUAGCUGCUGAGAUUGGCUGGAGAGUGUAGGUGCACCGCAGAUGCAGCCAGAAGCAUUCUCCAUCCAGACAAACUCUCUAAGACUCCCCUGGAAGGUCGAUGCCAUGGCCUUUGGAGUCUGGUGGUAAAGGGGUUAGUGUCCUCGCCUGCUCUCAUUCUCCACAUUUCAUUUCCAGUAAACCACAGUUACAUGAGUUGAGACAGCUCCAGAUUUUAGUGCCCAUCAUGCUAGCGAGCAAUUUAUUUACAGUGUGCUUUACGAUGGUAUUUCAGGGAAACGUAAUUACUAUACAAAAAGAAAAAUCACUGUGACUUUUGUUAGGGCAGCAUUGUAAUUCUUAGCACCCCGCUAGUGCCUGAGCUGUGGCCCUUCUGCAGGCUGGUAGUGACCGCUCCACCUGAGUUAGAUUAUUUCCUGUCUGUUUUUAUACAGACGCCUGUUGUGAGGAGCUAGGUAGGCCCCCAAUGAAACCGCCCAUGGAGUGGGGCCUCCCUGCUGCCCAGUGACUCAGUCCGUACACGGACUCCCUCACCUAUUUCUUAGUUCCUUCACCUCGGUGUGGAACGUGAGGGCCGCUAUACUCUCUUGACUGUACAUCUUCACUUAGAAGCCACGAUCCUGGGGGGGAAACGGCUCCCUCUGUGUUCUUUUAUCCCAAGAUGUUAUUUUUCACCCUUUGCUAAUAUUUUACUUGAGCAAAUGUACAGACAUGGAGAGUCUGCACUGCUUGUAAAAUGCCAACCAUGUUUUUUGCAUGUUGGAUUGUAUAGAAAUGCCAGAUUAUAUUCUUACAGCAAAUAAAAAGAUGCUUUUAAAG